Molecule: messenger RNA, 996 nt
Organism: Echinops telfairi (small Madagascar hedgehog)
Lineage: Eukaryota; Metazoa; Chordata; Mammalia; Afrosoricida; Tenrecidae
Gene: RCAN2
Product: regulator of calcineurin 2
Exons: 4
Coding region: 3-734 (243 amino acids)
Biological process (GO): calcium-mediated signaling
Cellular component (GO): cytoplasm; nucleus
Molecular function (GO): nucleic acid binding; calcium-dependent protein serine/threonine phosphatase regulator activity
Source: RefSeq, a predicted model, not a curated record
AGAUGAGGGGAGAAUCGUUCUUCAUCGGCAUGAGGAGCCCGGGGCAGCCUGUGCACAUCUCGGAGGAUGGAGGGCUUUUGCUACUCUGCUGCAUCGACAGAGACUGGGCUGUCACCCAGUGCUUCGCUGAGGAAGCCUUUCAAGCCAUCACCGACUUCAACGACCUCCCCAACUCCUUGUUUGCGUGCAACGUGCACCAGUCUGUGUUCGAACGGGAGGAGAGCAAGGAGAAAUUUGAGGGCCUUUUCCGGACUUACGAUGACUGCGUGACAUUUCAGCUCUUUAAGAGUUUCAGACGUGUCCGAAUAAACUUCAGCAAUCCUAAAUCUGCAGCCCGAGCCAGGAUAGAACUUCAUGAAACCCAGUUCAGAGGGAAAAAACUAAAGCUCUACUUUGCUCAGGUGCAGACUGCAGAGACGGACGGCGACAAACUGCACCUGGCCCCACCACAGCCCUCCAAACAGUUCCUCAUCUCACCCCCUGCGUCGCCUCCUGUGGGCUGGCAGCCCAUCACUGAUGCCACGCCCGUCCUCAACUACGACCUCCUCUAUGCGGUGGCCAAACUAGGACCAGGAGAGAAGUAUGAGCUCCAUGCAGGGACUGAGUCCACCCCCAGUGUGGUCGUGCACGUAUGUGACAGCGACAUAGAGGAAGAUGAGGAUCCAAAGACUUCUCCAAAGCCAAAAAUUAUCCAGACCCGGCGUCCCGGCCUGCCGCCCCCUGUGUCCAACUGAGCACAGGCGCCACCUUGAGGAUGAUUAAGCUCCAUCUCCCCUUUGUCAUGCUCCCCACCUGCCCCAUUGUUUGUUUGUGGGAAAAAAACGCCUUUAAAUCCCGGGGUGUUUGGUUGUUUGCGAUUGUAAUCAAGCCUAUCGGACAAAAGGGCUAGGGAAAGGUGACCUGUUUCCUGAUCAUAUCCUGCUCCAUCACGUGUCAUUCAUUCUCUGGAAGGUUCUAGAGGAUUAAAAAAACUAAACAAAACAUUUUCUUAUCAAA